CUCACUCACACUUUACUAAUACUAACACUCUUGCUGCUUCCACACACCACGCAGUCCUCAAACCUUGGUAUAUUUCCAAUUAACUCAUUACAUCGAACAUAGCAAGAUGCCUACCUGGGGUCGUGGAGGUGCAGGCAACAUCGUAACGGAGGAGCAGAUCAAAGAGCAAAACAGGAGGGCCGCCGAGGACAUUGAGGCCAACCAAACUCUCACCAAGUCUGCCGCACCCCCGGCGCAUUCGGAAGAACCGCAGAACGCACAGCAGCAGCAAUCACCCGCUGAUUACGCACACAUGGGUCGCGGCGGCGCAGGGAACUGGUACCAACCCACCUCCCUCCGCACAAACGGCACCUUCUCCACCACCCCCGACUCCACCGCUGCGCCAGCACCGACCAGCAAGCCCAACGUCUCGACGCCCUGGCAUCCCGAUACUCAGGAGCUUCCCGUGGCACGCGCGGGACGGGGCGGAGCAGGGAAUUUCGUGUGGAAGGGAGACGAUGUGGAAGCGGAGAGGAAGAGGCUAGAAGAGGAGGAAAAGAAGGGAGACGCUGUGAAGGAGGGCGUGGAGAGAGAUGUCGAGAUUGGUCUGCAGAAGCCUGGUGCGGUGGUUUUUGGAGGAGAGAAGAGGGGGAGGGGUUGGUGAGGUUAGGUGCAACGCUUUAGGGCGAACGAGAUGGGACAAGAGAGGCUUUUAGAAUACAUGCAAGACUCUGGGAGUAGGAUAGAGUUGUCAUACUCUGCAAUUCGUUCGCGUUCCAUGCUUCCUUGGAAU
Molecule: messenger RNA, 772 nt
Organism: Aaosphaeria arxii CBS 175.79
Lineage: Eukaryota; Fungi; Ascomycota; Dothideomycetes; Pleosporales
Exons: 3
Coding region: 107-643 (178 amino acids)
Source: RefSeq, a predicted model, not a curated record